Molecule: messenger RNA, 765 nt
Organism: Adineta ricciae
Lineage: Eukaryota; Metazoa; Rotifera; Eurotatoria; Adinetida; Adinetidae
Source: the annotation of a GenBank genome assembly
AUGCGUUUUUGUGCAAAUCUAUCAACUUUAUUCAAUGAUAUACCCAGACUAACCGAACGGUAUAUUCAUGUUGGACAACGAAAAGACUAUCGAUUUGACGCUAUUGAAUGUCAAAAUCCGUAUGAGGUAUCUACUGAUACAUGGAAAGAGGUGAUGGCGAAAGACAGAUCGUUGAAAUGGAUAUUAAUCAAUAGUUUACCACUUUAUGAUCAAACAAAUGAGAUUCCAUCAUUCAACGAAUACAAAAAGAUAGUUCUUGAUCGUACACUUGAUUAUGCUAAAAUGUUCAACGUCAGUAAAGUGCAUCUAGUGAUGACAGAAGCAAAGGAUGAUUCGGAUCGAGCAAGGAUCAUCGAUCUUGUACACCAAGCAGCUCAGUUCUUUCAACCACAUCGUAUUUUAUGUCUGAUUGAGCCACUUUCAACACGAUCGAACUACUAUUUACAAUCGUAUUCGACAGCAAUGAGUAUUGUUCAGUCAUCUAACAGCAAUAAUCUGAAAAUCAUGUUGGAUUCAUUCCAUCUUCAACGAUUACAUGGAAACUUAACUGAAAGAGUCAAAGAAUUAACUCCGUUCGUUGGACACGUUCAAAUUUCACAAACGCCAAAUCGUGACUGUCCUAUGAGUGAAAAUGGUGAAGUUAAUCAUCGAUAUUUUCUCUCUAGCCUUAUUGCACCGUUUUAUCAAGACUACAUCGGUUUGGAAUAUAACGAUUCAAGUAACGCAUCUCUAAAAUGGCUGGAUGAAUUCACAUCAACGAACUGA